Molecule: messenger RNA, 2226 nt
Organism: Aspergillus heteromorphus CBS 117.55
Lineage: Eukaryota; Fungi; Ascomycota; Eurotiomycetes; Eurotiales; Aspergillaceae
Product: Aldedh-domain-containing protein
Exons: 7
Coding region: 43-2226 (727 amino acids)
Molecular function (GO): aldehyde dehydrogenase (NAD+) activity
Source: RefSeq, a predicted model, not a curated record
CUCUAACAUCAUACCGCAGGAAGAGCAGGACAGAACUACACCAUGCUGUCACAACGUCUCCGCGUCGCCGUCCUGGAAUGCGACACCCCCAUCGAUCCCAUCCAGUCCAACUACGGCACUUACGGCGAUGUCUUCGAGAACCAUAUCAAAGAAGGCCUCGCGCGCAUCGGGGUGAAGGCCAAGCUGGAACUGGCGAAGAUCGACGUGGUGCAGCCAUCCGCAGAAUACCCCAAGCCGGAGGACUUUGACGUCGUGCUCCUGACCGGAAGCAAACACGACUCCUACAGAGACGACCCCUGGAUCCUCACCCUGGUGCAAUUCGUGCAAGAUUGCUACCUCGUCCACCACAAACCCAUCGUCGGCAUCUGUUUCGGACACCAGGUGAUUGCGCGGGCUCUCGGGGCGCGCGUGGGACCCAAUGUAUCGGGAUGGGAGGUUGCGGUAGAGCCAAUAGCUCUGACACAUUGCGGGAGGUCGCUUUUUGGGAAGAAUGACCUGGCCCUGCAUAUGAUGCACCGCGAUAUCGUGUACGAGGUUCCACCGGGGUGCGUGAAUCUGGGUAGCACCGCGAUCUGCGGGAUUCAAGGGCUGUACGUCCCGAAACGGAUACUCUGUGUUCAAGGGCAUCCGGAGUACAAUGCGUUUAUGGUUUCCGAGCUGCUCAAGUUGCGACGGGAGAGGGGAGUGUUCGACGAGACGAUGUAUGCGGACGGGAUGGCGCGGGUAGAGAACGAACACGACGGGCUGGUGUUUUCCGAAACGAUGUACGCGCUGCCCCUCAUCUCACUUCCCCUCCUCCACAUCCCACCACCUCUCCAUCCCAACAUGUCCAACCCAAUCCGCACCCUCUCCCCCUCCACCAACAAGGUCAUCUUCGAGCACCCCGGCGUCUCUGUCGAGGAAGCCCGCAAGAUCGCCCAGGCCUCCCAGGAUGCCUUCCGCACAUACAAGCAGACCCCGCUGUCGCAGCGCAAGGAGAUUAUCCUCAAGGCGCUGGAUCUGAUCGAGGCCAACAAGGAGACGCUCGCUGAGGAAUUGACCACGCAGAUGGGUCGUCCGAUCGCCUUCAGCGCCAAGGAGAUCGAGACCUUCCGCAAGCGUGGCGACUACCUCCUCAGCAUCACCGAUGACUGCCUCAAGCCUCUGCCUGGCUCUCCGGAGGCCGGCUUCAGGCGAUUCCUGAAGAAGGCCCCGGUCGGCCCGACACUGAUCAUCACCGCGUGGAACUUCCCCUACCUCGUCACCAUCAACGCCCUCCUCCCCGCCCUCCUGGCCGGAAACACCGUCCUCCUCCGUCCCUCCCCCCAGACCCCCAUCUUCGGCGAACGUCUCCUCACCUACUUCACUGAGGCCGGUCUCCCGCCCAACGUCCUGCAGCUCAUCCACUGCGGAUCCCCGGACAUCCUGGAUGAAAUCGUCCAGCUCCCCCAGAUCCAGCUCAUCUCCUUCACCGGCUCCACCGCGGGUGGUGUCCGCAUCCGCGAGGCAACCGCCCGCCGGAUCGUCCCCGUCAACCUCGAGCUCGGUGGCAACGACCCCGCGUACGUCCGACCGGACGCCGACAUUCCCUACGUGGCCGCGCAGCUCGUCGACGGCGCCGUCUUCAACUCCGGACAGAGUUGCUGCGCUGUUGAGCGGGUGUACGUGCACGCGGACGUACACGACCAGUUCGUCGAGGAGGUGCAGAAGGAGUUGACUGGCUACAAACUCGGCUCCCCCCACGACAAAUCGACCACCACCGGUCCCGUCGUCUCGCAAGCAUCUCUCAAGAACAUCCAGUCGCAGAUCGCCGACGCCCUCUCCAAGGGCGCUGUCAACGCCACCCCCUCCAACCCUACGUUCGAGAACACCCCUGCAGAUGGCAACUACCUGUCUCCCACAGUCCUGACGAAUGUCACCCACGACAUGGUCGUCAUGAAGGACGAGACCUUCGGCCCGGUGAUGCCGAUCAUGAAGGUGGCGUCGGAUGAGGAGGCGAUCAGCCUGAUGAACGACAGCGACUACGGUCUGACGGCCAGUAUCUGGACGAAGGACAUCCAGAAGGGCGAGGAGCUGAUCGAGGAGUUGGAGGCGGGGACGGUGUACAUCAACCGCUGCGAUUACCCGAGUCCGGAUCUGGCGUGGAUCGGAUGGAAGAACUCCGGCCUGGGAUGCACAUUGGGGCCGGCGGCCUUUGAAGCGUUCUACAAGCUGAAGAGCUUCCACAUCAAGGAGGCGCAGGCAUAG